AUGCCUGUCACCGUGGCAGCACACGCGCGCGCCAAGGACGCUGAUGCCUUUGAUGUUGGUUCCUCGGAUGGUGUCUAUAUCUCAGGGGCAAAUGUCAAGAAUCAAGAUGAUUGCCUCGCCAUCAACUUAGGCACGAAUAUUACAUUCACAGGAGGCACUUGCAGUGGUGGUCAUGGGUUGUCCAUUGGUUCCGUUGGGGGUCGCAGCGAUAAUACCGUCAAAACUGUUCACAUCUUGAACUCUCAGGUUACCGAUUCUGAUAAUAGCAUCAGGAUCAAGACGGUUUAUGGUGCCACAGGCUCGGUUUCUGAUGUCCAAUACGAUAGUAUCACUCUCGCAAAUAUCGUAAAGUAUGGUAUUGUGAUUGAGCAGGAUUACGAGAACGGAUCACCCACUGGUACCCCCACCGACGGUGUUCCGAUCACUGGCCUCACAGUCAGCAAGGUCACUGGUUCUGUUGAUUCAGGUGCCACGAACAUCUACAUUCUGUGUGCCGCUUGCUCGGGCUGGACAUGGACUAACAACGAUGUUACUGGAGGUGAAACGUCUUCCAAGUGCACUGAUCUGCCUUCUGGGGUCUCUUGUUAG
Clonostachys rhizophaga is the source of this 588-nucleotide messenger RNA. Lineage: Eukaryota; Fungi; Ascomycota; Sordariomycetes; Hypocreales; Bionectriaceae. The record is from the annotation of a GenBank genome assembly.